CAGGCACGCAACAGAUUUCGCUAGUAUUCAAGGAAUUGGUGGCCUCGUGAACCGUGGUAAAAUACACUUUUGAAAUAGAGCUGUGGGUCUGGAGUGUUCAUCAAAGGAAAGAUUUUCAAUGUUUCCUUCAAAUCAACAUUGCCGUGCCAAGUAACCUUAAUUCCAACCAAGCCCAAUAUCUCCCAUUUCACGACCAUCCCUCUUCCGUCCGAGACUGGCAACGUAUUGCAUGUCUACCUUUAUCUUGACUACAGGCUGAUCCGUCCUGUUUGUGGCGACCCUGGUCAAAAACCGGACGCGUUCGGCAAACCUAGUCCGCGUGUGGCGACAUGGGGCAUCGUUGGAUUAUCUUCAUCUUUGUCCUGCUACUCCUGGCUCAUACUACACGCCCCGACGAAGAGGACUUUAAGCGAAAUGUCCGAGAAUAUGCAGCCGAACAGAGUAUCUGGCAUUUGUUGGCGUCAACGGCGGUGCUUGGUGUGACAGAUGCAUUUCACAUAUUGCGACUGGACGACUAUGGCCUGUUCACAGUCAUUUCCGUUCCCAACUUCUUGGGAAAGGCUCCCCUAAAGUUUGUGGGACUGUUUGGAACUUUUAUACCGCUCUCAUGGAAGGUGAUACGCAAAGCGUGGCAGGGCUGGGAGCUUGAGGGACCUCAUUGCCAGCCAUGUCUUAACGGCAUCUGUAUCGGCAACAACAAGUGUUUCUGUCUGCCGAGCUUUUCCGGUCCAACUUGUGAGCACACAAUGCCAAAAUAUGUGACACUUUGGGACUAUGUUGGCUAUUUCGUUCCGGUAGCCCGACAAUACACCGACCAUUGUAUUUUUGGAAUACCGAUUCACUACCUUCCAUCAAGAGUUGUAUCAGUUGGAGAAGUGCUUGGUGUCAUCGACGUGUCAACGCAGCUUGGACUAUUGGAUCUGUUAGUGCUUCUUUACCUCGGUAUCUAUGUUGCCUGGAAAGUAGCUCCCAGAGACAUAAUGCAGCGACAUUUCGUCGCAAAGUAUGCGAAUCUAAGGGAGGGAGCAAGACGAUACCACGUCUUGUUGACCAGCGCGUGGAGCCAUGAUUCCUUCUUGCAGCUCGGGGUGAAUCUGUACGGGCUUUACGAAUACGGCCCAAUGAUUUACCAAGUACUGGGGCCAAUCACAUUCCUGUAUUUCUACUUAUUGACCUGCGUCGGGACGGCGAGUCUCAGUCUUUUCUUUGGAAUGAUCCGCGGUAGGUAUGACAAGGAGUACCACGGGGCUACAGGCAGCAUAAUGGCCUUGAGAUGCUUUACCGUAUGGGGACUGUCCGCUCUCGGCAAGGGAGUGGUGAAAUGGCAAGCUGUUAAAGAUAUGGCGCUCUGGCAAGUUGCCGCAGAUAUUAUAGCAAACGGCGGAAACGUAGAUGGGUGGGAUUAUAUUGCACCAGCUCUAGUUUCUGGCAUCUUCUACUAUCACUGGUGGCAGGAAGCGAAAUAUAAACCCAUGCGAUGGUUUUAA
Spizellomyces punctatus DAOM BR117 is the source of this 1487-nucleotide messenger RNA. RefSeq lists its product as uncharacterized. Lineage: Eukaryota; Fungi; Chytridiomycota; Chytridiomycetes; Spizellomycetales; Spizellomycetaceae. Gene Ontology annotation, molecular function: serine-type endopeptidase activity. The coding region runs from base 330 to 1487 and encodes 385 amino acids. Gene Ontology annotation, cellular component: membrane. The transcript is spliced from 2 exons. The record is from RefSeq and is a predicted model, not a curated record.